Gambusia affinis (western mosquitofish) is the source of this 1191-nucleotide messenger RNA. It is a transcript of the gene znf648, whose product is annotated as zinc finger protein 648. The record is from RefSeq and is a predicted model, not a curated record. NCBI's taxonomy places the organism in Eukaryota, Metazoa, Chordata, Actinopteri, Cyprinodontiformes, Poeciliidae. Bases 1 to 1191 code for a protein of 396 amino acids. The transcript has a single exon. Gene Ontology annotation, biological process: regulation of cytokine production; regulation of immune system process; negative regulation of transcription by RNA polymerase II.
AUGCCCGUGAAGGAAGUCCACAGGGGGGCCAUGGCACCACGUUCCAAACAUGCUGAGACCAAAAGCAAACAUAAUGGAUUGGCAGAUGCUUUAAAGGAGAAGGAAAUAAACUCUGUCCAACACUUCACAAAACAAAACAAGGACUCAGACCAACAGAGGGCAGCUAACCUGAAAGAGCUAGAUGAUGAGGAAUACUCUCCUAAUGAGGAUGGAAAAGGGACCAAAAAGAGACUCAGAAAACCCCCCUCAGCAAAUAAUUCACCUAAAAAAUGUAAAGACGAUAAAGCUCCACGACUUUUGGCUGCAAUCAAAAGACGAAGUGCAGUGGACACUGAGGACCGACCUUUCAAAUGCACACACUGCCACUGGGCUUUCAAGAAACUCUGCAACCUCCACAGCCACUUGCAAACCCACUCUGGCCUCAAGCCACAUGUGUGUGACAUAUGUGGCAAGGCUUACUCACAUCAGGGAACCCUGCAACAGCACAAGCGUCUGCACACUGGGGAAAGGCCGUAUCGCUGUCCCUUCUGUGACAAAACAUACAUCUGGUCCUCAGAUUACCGCAAGCACAUCCGCACACACACCGGCGAGAAGCCCUACAUCUGUGAAACAUGCGGCAAGGAUUUCAUCCGCUCCUCCGACCUGAGGAAGCAUGAGCGGAACAUGCACACCAACAACAAGCCUUUCCCAUGUACGCACUGUGGCAAGACCUUCAACAAGCCUCUCUCCCUGAAACGCCACGAGCGCAAGCACCUUGGAGAAAGGCCCUUCUCCUGUCCAGACUGUGGCAAAGCAUUCGCUCUAGCCAGCCGCAUGGCCGAGCACCAGAAGGUCCACAUGGGAGUGCGGCCGUUUGUUUGCUCCGUGUGCUCCAAGUGCUUCACAAAAUCCUCCAAUCUAACGGAGCACAAAGCCAUUCACAGUGGAGUGCGGCCUCAUAAGUGCGGAGAGUGCGGCGUGGCGUUCGCCAUGGCCUCCCGUCUGGUUCGUCACCAGUUCGUUCACAACAACCAGAAGCCGUACGGCUGCACGGGCUGUGGCAAGAACUUCAGCCACCUCGCGCAGCUGAAGCUCCACCAGGAGCAAACCUGUGCCGGCAGGAUCUUUGUCUGUGUAGAGUGUGACAAAUCUUUCCAGUGUGCCACAAAGCUUGCACAGCAUGUGGCGGAACACAAAGAGAAAAAAAUGUGA